AUGCCCUCAGUCUCCCGCCUUGGGGACAAACUCGACAGAGUGCGCCGACAUUUCGGUGACAGUCUAAGCCCUGACGAUGCCUACUUGAGUUACUUUGAUAUCCGGUUACUUCGAGAAGAUGUCGACUCUAUCAAACAUGACUGGCUAACAGACAACGCAAUCGCAUUCUGGGAAGAAUACCUCGAACGCGAAGAGCUGUCCCAAUUCCCCAAAGCCCAGAUCGUGCUCCUACGCCCAAGCAUGUCCUUCAUGCUAAUGAACACACCCGACCCGCUCACUCUCCGCGAAGCGCUCCCCAAUUUCUCGCGAACGACGCACAUCUUCCUGCCGGUCAACGACAACCGCGACGUGUCGCGCGCAGAGGGCGGAUCGCACUGGUCGCUGCUGCUCGUCAGCGUGAUCGACGGCGUGUCGUUCCACUACGACAGCCUUGCGCCGGCGAACGACGCCGAGGCGCGCUCGACGAGCCAGAAGCUGGAGAUUCUGCUGGGCAAGCGGCUGCGGUUCAUACACCUCGAGGAUGCGCCGCAGCAGGAGAACGGGAGCGAUUGCGGCGUGUUUGUGUGUUUGCUGAUGAAGCAUCUGCUGCUGAAGAGGCUGCUCCGCGCGGACGCGAGCAAGAAGAUUAGUAUGAGUAUGCGGGAUCAGCAUGUCAAUGCGUACGACGGCCGGAAGGCGAUGUUGAGGAUCAUCGAGGAGAAGAGGAAGGAAGGGGAGCGGAGAAGAUCGUGA
Aaosphaeria arxii CBS 175.79 is the source of this 732-nucleotide messenger RNA. RefSeq names its product Ulp1 protease family protein. NCBI's taxonomy places the organism in Eukaryota, Fungi, Ascomycota, Dothideomycetes, Pleosporales. Bases 1 to 732 code for a protein of 243 amino acids. Gene Ontology annotation, molecular function: deNEDDylase activity; cysteine-type peptidase activity. The record is from RefSeq and is a predicted model, not a curated record. The transcript has 5 exons. Gene Ontology annotation, biological process: proteolysis.